Molecule: messenger RNA, 1119 nt
Organism: Pyricularia oryzae 70-15
Lineage: Eukaryota; Fungi; Ascomycota; Sordariomycetes; Magnaporthales; Pyriculariaceae
Product: carboxy-cis,cis-muconate cyclase
Exons: 3
Coding region: 1-1119 (372 amino acids)
Molecular function (GO): 6-phosphogluconolactonase activity; protein binding
Source: RefSeq, a predicted model, not a curated record
AUGCCCCUCCACCAUUUGAUGAUCGGGACCUGGACCCCUCCGGGUGCUAUUUUUACGGUUCAGUUUGACGAUGAGAAGCUCGACAUUAAGUUGGUCAAGAGGACGGAGAUCCCCAAGGACGAGCCCAUAUCAUGGAUGGCCUUUGACCAUGCCAGGAAAAACAUUUAUGGUUCGGCCAUGAAGAAGUGGUCUAGCUUUGCUGUCAAGAGUCCAAGUGAGAUUGUCCACGAGGCAUCUCAUCCCAUGGGCGGCGAUCCCAAGGCUGCAUCACCCGACACAAACACUCGCGCCAUCUUCCUUCUGCCAGCCACCAAGCCCCCCUAUGCAGUCUACUGCAACCCCUUCUACAAGCCACACGCCGGCUACGGCAACAUCUUCAACGUUUCGGACACGGGCGCCCUGGCCACCAACGUCCAGGACUACCCGUACCAGCCCGACAGCGGAAUCCACGGCAUGGUGUUUGACCCGCCGACCGAGACCUACCUCUACUCGGCCGAUCUGUCGGCGAACCGCCUCUGGGUCCACCGCCGCCAUCUACCCGGCCGGAACCCCGCCGAGGUCGAGCUGGUCGGGUCCAUCGAGGCGCCGGACCCGGGUGAUCACCCGCGCUGGGUGGCCAUGCACCCGACCGGCAAGUACCUGUACGCGCUCAUGGAGGCGGGUAACCGCAUCUGCGAGUAUGUCAUCGACCCGCAGACGCACAUGCCCGUGUACACGCACCACUCGUACCCGCUCGUGCCCCCCGGAAUGCCCAAGAAGGACCGCGAGACGGGCAAGGGCCUGUACCGGUCCGACGUGUGCGCCGUGUCGUCCUCGGGCCGUUACCUCUUCGCCAGCGCCCGGUCCAACAGCUUCGACCUGACGGGCUACAUUGCCGCCUUCCGCCUGCGCGACGAUGGCUCCAUCGAGGAGCAGCUCUGUCUCAACCCGACCCCGACCAGCGGCGGUCAUAGCAACGCCGUGAGCCCCUGCCCCUGGAGCGACGAGUGGGUCGCCAUGACGGAUGACGAGCAGGGCUGGAUCGAGAUGUUCAGGUGGGAGGGCGAGUUCCUGGCCAGGGUUGCGAGGCUGAGGAUCCCCGAGCCUGGCUUUGGUAUGAAUGCCAUAUGGUAUGACUGA